AAUUAAACUAUAUUCCAGUAUACAGAGUACUCCUAAUAAUCCUUAAGCUAGGCCUAGUUUAAGAUAAAAGGGUUUUGGAAAUCUUAAACUUACCUUCACUUAAGGCCAACCAAAAACCGACAGCGUAGUGUUCACUGUUGGGUGGGUGGUACCCCCAAACGAGUAGACUAAUCUCUCUCACUAAGGCUAAUAGAGUGGAUUUUGUUGCUGUCUUGGAACCUAUGGCUAAAGAGCACAAGGUGAAUGCAGUUAGAAUGAUGCUGGGUUACUCUAACUGUGCUACUGCUCUUAACAAUAAAUUAUGGGUCUUCUGGAGAGGUGAUAGACUUAAACUCACCCAUGUCCAAGAAUUCACUCAGAUGUACACUUGCCAUUUCUGGGAUAGCAAUCUUAACACAAAAUGGAGCAUCACCUCUGUCUAUGGAAAACACACUGGCAUACAAAGGAGAGAGCUGUGGUCUGAUCUCACUAAUAACAUCAUUAAAGACCAUUUUUGGGUAGUUGGAGGUGACUUCAAUGCUAUAAGCUCCUUUGAUGAACAUAAAGGCUCUACAACCCCAUCCCUUGCUGAACUGAAUGAGUUCAAGGAUUGCACUGAAGCUAUACCCCUCCUUAGCCCUCCCUUCACAGGAGGCAUCUUCACUUGGAGUGGAGUACGGAGUAGGGGCAAAAUCUGGAGAAGACUAGACAGAGCCCUGGUGAAUUCUUAUACUAUGAAUUUCUUCACAGAAAUCACCAUCAAACAUUGCAGCAAAGCAUCCUCUGACCACAAGGCUCUAAUUCUCCAUUGCACCCUUGAAAACUACUUUGGGGCCAAACCUUUCAGAUGCCAAGACUUUUGGUUCAAUCACCACAGUUUCCUCGAGGUGGUGAAAGAAUACUGGGUUAAACAGCAAAUGACUGGAGGGAUGAAAGGACUUGCCACAAAACUAAGAGGGCUCAAGCAUAUCCUUAAAGCCUGGAGUAAAGAUACAUUUGGAGACAUAUUUCAGGCUGUCAAGGAUGCAGAAAUCAAAGCAAUGAAAGCACAGGAAGAUUUUGAAGGCAACCCAGGAGAAGAACUAAGGUCUCGUGCCAACAAAGCCAAUGCUGAACUUAUUGAAGCUACCAAUAGGGAAACCCAAUAUUGGAAGCAAAAAGCACACAUAAAAUGGAUGGAACUAGGGGAUCAAAGCACCUCAUAUUUCCAUUCAUAUGUGAAAGGCAGAAGAAGCGCACUGAAAAUCACAAGCAUAUUGGCUCGAAAUGGAAAGAAGACUUUGGAGGUAGAGGCAAUUAAAAAGGAAGCAGUGGUUUAUUUUAAGGAGGUGUCCAGCUCGUCCAGGAACACAGAUGCAGUUAAUAUCCUAGAACACAUACCUAACUUAAUUAGCCUUGAAGACAAUAAUAUGAUGUGUAGGAUACCAGAUGAAGAGGAAAUUAAACAGGCAGUUUGGGAUUUGAACCCUAACAGUGCUGCAGGCCCCGAUGGUUUUAAUGGUAACUUCUUCAGAAGAUGUUGGAGCAUUAUUAAAGAAGAUGUUACUAAGGCUACUCAAGAAUUCUUUAUUGGUGUACCAACUCCUUUAGCCUAUGGCAGCACCUUCAUUACCCUUAUCCCUAAAAAGGAAGAAUGCACUCAGUUCUCAGACUACAGGCCAAUUUCCCUCUCUACUUUUAUGAGCAAGAUUAAUACUAGGAUUUUGGCUACAAGGCUACAGACCUUACUAUCAAAACUAAUCUCUAAGGAACAAGCAGGGUUUCAAAAGGGCAUGGGAGUGGAGGAUCAAAUUCUAAUGGCAUGUGAAAUGGCUCACAACUUGGAUAAACAUUGUGAAGGGGGCAACUCUAUAAUCAAAAUAGAUAUGGCAAAGGCAUUUGACAAAAUUGAGUGGAACUUUUUAAAGGGCGUCUUAGACAGAUUUGGCUUCUCCCCUAGAGUGCAGGAAUUAUUGAUCUCAAAUCUAAAGGGUACUCACAUUUCAAUUCUUAUCAAUGGUUGCCCAACUGGAUUUUUCAAGAUGGAGAGAGGGGUUAAGCAGAGGGACCCCCUCUCCCCUCUACUAUUCAUCAUUGCUAGUGAAGUCUUCUCAAGGAUGAUUAAAACUUCUAUGGAAAGGAAGUUCAUUCAAAGGUUCAACACAGGAAGGAAUUUCCUGGUGAGUCACUUGGCAUAUGCUGAUGACCUUAUCAUUUUCUUAAGAGGAGGAAUUAGAAACUUCCUAAAAUUCAAAGCCUUGUUAAAGGAGUAUACUAAAGGGUCUGGACAGGAGGUUAAUUACAGCAAAUCUAGAUUCUAUGUUGAGAGCAAGGUCCAAAACAACAAGGUCACCAGAAUGGAAGUAGCCUUGGGGAUGAAAAAUGAUAAAAUGCCUUUCAAGUAUCUAGGAGUUCCAAUUUGCAAGGGAAAGAUCAAAAAAAUCCACUGUCAUGGACUCUUAGAGCAUUUUGAAAAGCAAAUAACCACCUGGUAUAGCAAAAUGUUGAAUCCAAUGGGAAGACUCAUUCUCAUUAAGCAUGUUCUUUCAUCAAUUCCAUUUCACUACUUGGCUAUCCACAGCUUGCCUAUAUCUAUUAUCAACCAGUUGAAUAGGGUUAUGGCUAAUUUCUUGUGGGGUUACACAAAUGGUAAGGCCAAGCAUCACUGGAGAAAAUGGGAAGCUAUUUGCAAACCUAAAGACGAGGGAGGUCUGGGGCUGAGAAAUAUCAAGGAUCUGCAAAAGGCAUACUCACUAAGAAUAUGGUGGAAGGCUCAGAGGGGUAAUAGUAUAUUUGCCUUAUUCAUUAGAGACAAGUACCUGAGGAGAAAUUCAUUCCAAGAAAAAAUAGUGGACUCCCCUAAUUGGAAGAGAAUAUGUAGAGUGGCAUGUAUAGCAGAGGAACACUCGGGUUUGCAAAAUGGUGUUAUGCAUUGGGAUGGGGGAGAAUUCACUCUUAAACAAGGUUACAAUGCAUGCAGGGAAGUGGGGAAUUCACAACUAGGUUACAAACUGGCUUGGCACAAGCUUCAAAUUCCAAGUGUUAAACUAUUCCAAUGGAAAAUUCUGCAAGACAUCAUUCCUUUCCCACAGCUAUACAUCAAAGCUGGCUUCCACCUGCAUUCACAAUGCCCGCUCUGCAAAUCAUGGGAAGCAAGUGUAAACCAUACCAUUCUCCAUUGUGAGUUCAGCAUCAACAUUUGGAACUUCUUUGCAAACCUCCUACAAGGACCAAAAGCCAGAGAAGGAAUUACUUUGAGACAACAUUUCCUAGAAUGGGGUCUUAGAGCAAAUAGUAAGACACAAAGAGGAAACUUGAGAAUGGUUAUACCAGGUAUAAUAGCGUGGAACAUAUGGAAAAUAUACACUGCAGCAAUCUACAAUGAAGACAUCCCCGUUAUGUCCACAGCACUUAAACGAAUAAAAACAACCAUUCAACAUUGGAAUUGGCUACACAGGAAAAAGAGUUGGAUGAUCAGAGACCAAGAAUUGUAUGACUUGGGGUACCAAACCUUCAGCCUCAAUGGGAAGUACAAACCUGUGGAGCAGCUACGGUUUUGCAGCAGUCAUUCGAGAAGGAGGAGAGGAGGCAAUGACGAUUAAGCAGAAGGAACAUCCUCAUAGACUAGUCUGUUGUUUGUGUAUUUUAUUUGUGUAUCAUGUUUUUUUGUCUCUUUUUACUCGGGCUUGUCCUGGUGGGCUGAGUACUCAACUCAACCAUUGUGCUGUAUAAAGUUCUAUAUUUAAUAAACUUUGCUACGGUUC
Molecule: messenger RNA, 3722 nt
Organism: Cuscuta campestris
Lineage: Eukaryota; Viridiplantae; Streptophyta; Magnoliopsida; Solanales; Convolvulaceae
Source: the annotation of a GenBank genome assembly